This is a messenger RNA of Labeo rohita (rohu), 3268 nucleotides long. It is a transcript of the gene ccnjl, whose product is annotated as cyclin J-like. Bases 309 to 1532 code for a protein of 407 amino acids. Lineage: Eukaryota; Metazoa; Chordata; Actinopteri; Cypriniformes; Cyprinidae. Gene Ontology annotation, molecular function: cyclin-dependent protein serine/threonine kinase regulator activity. Gene Ontology annotation, biological process: regulation of cyclin-dependent protein serine/threonine kinase activity; mitotic cell cycle phase transition. Gene Ontology annotation, cellular component: nucleus; cyclin-dependent protein kinase holoenzyme complex; cytoplasm. The transcript has 6 exons. The record is from RefSeq and is a predicted model, not a curated record.
AGCUCCGCUCACCAACAUCAUUCAGAUCUGCUCCUCUCAGGCCGCUGGGGGAGCACACUACACGGGACGGCGAAAAAAGUCAAAGGGGUUAACUUGGAUACGCACGCGGCGGUGUUUUGAUUAAAAAAACCCGCUCAACUGCACGUUGAGGCGACUUUGUUAUCCACGGGAAGAAUUUCCCUUGAUAUGGGAUUUGUUUUGAAAAGUACAGACGCGCGUAGUUGAAGGAUAUAACUCCAGUAUGCGGCAGUUUUGAAACAAAGGGGUCUGGAGCGCCGUUGUCUGAGUGGAUUUGGGGCCCUUUCUGGAUGGGAAAGAUGGAAACGGAGGGGCAGUGGUGGAAAAGCCAGCUUGCAGCGGACAUCCAUCAGGCUCUGCGAAUUAAGGAGCUGAAGUUGCCAACGUACCAAGCCCAAUCUCCACAGAUCGGGAUGCGGCGGUACUUUGCCGACCUGCUCGCUGUUCUCAGUAACCGAUACCAGCUGUGCCCUACGGCACGUCACCUGGCCGUCUACCUGCUUGACCUCUUUAUGGACCACUAUGACGUAGCGGUGCGGCAGCUGUACGUCAUCGCCCUCUCUUGUCUCCUCCUGGCCAGUAAGUUUGAAGAGAAGGAGGACCGCGUGCCCAAACUGGAGCAGCUGAACACUCUGGGCUUCAUGUGCAGUUUGAACCUCACCCUCAACAAGCGAGACCUCAUCAAGAUGGAGCUGCUGCUGCUGGAGACGUUCGGCUGGAACCUGUGCAUGCCCACACCUGCCCACUUCAUCGACUACUACCUCCACGCUGCUGUCCAGGAGGGGGACCUACACAAUGGCUGGCCCCUCUCCUCCCUGUCCAAGACCAAAGCCUUCAUGGACAAAUACACACACUACUUUCUUGAGGUUUCGUUGCAAGAUCAUGCCUUCCUGAGCUUCAGGCCUUCUCAGGUGGCAGCCGCCUGCAUAGCUGCAUCCCGAAUCUGCCUGCAGAUCUCCCCUAGCUGGACCACUGUCCUCCACCUGCUCACAGGCUACUCUUGGGAUCAUCUGACGCAGUGCAUCCAGCUCAUGUUACUAGCUCACGAUAACGACGUAAAAGAGGCCAACAAAUCCAAAUCUUCCCCUUCUGCCAGUCAAACCCUCCAGCCGCAAGCUCACGUCCCCCACAGCCCCGCCACCCCCUCUCUGCAAAGGCAGCCCACCUCUAGCUCCCAGCAGCUGCUACUCCAGGCCAGCAGCUACCCGCAGCUCUCCCAGCACUCGCCGGCAUUAUCCCAGCUGCACAUGCUGGCCGACUGCCAAACCCUAGGACCGGUGGGCUCUCGGGAAUAUCUGCAGCCACACCAGGCCGGUCUGCUUUCGGCCUCAAUGCCGGCCGGCUCGUUCGCAUCUUUCCCCAGCUUGGCGUCGGGGCUGCGAGGCUUGCCCCUCCAGGGUCCCAUCUCCAUGCAGGUGAGCAUGGGACCCGAACGCCACUGCCUCGGUUUGACUUACGGGAGCGGAUACUUGAGUUCCCAUCACACGUUCACAGCCGGCUGCUUCGACAGGUGACGCCAGGAGAGGGAGGACAAACUCAACCUGGGGCUGCCGCCGUCCUCCGCCCUCUCCGCCGCCCCCGAGGGGCUUCGUCUCGGACGUCGACGAAGACUUUCCAAACGGAAAACCAACAGUCGAGUGGAUCCCACUGAGGUCAUAGUAUUAACUUGAGAACUUUUUUAGCUUUGUUUCCUUUUGGGUAUGAACUGAGGAUAUCUAUUUUUUAAGAUUUUUUUUUUUAGCCAAGUGAGGACCACCUUCUUCCAGUGCUCUGGUUCUGUGUUGACCUCAAAAAAAGACAAAGGAUGCUCUUACGGGGAUCCUUUUAUUAAGCACACAGCCUUAAGAAGAGAAAUCAAGGAGAUCCAUCCCACCAGCAUUUUCAAACAAGUCCUUGAACUCACACUGGAUUUGCUGUACGGUCCUUUAAUGCUGCUGCCUUUUUAUAUGAACUGAUGGCUUUACGACCAAGAAUCCUGUCUCCCUUCUGGGUUUACAGUAAUAUCAGGGAUGUACAGAUCUCUCACACACAACAUACCAUUGAACCAGCUGAUGUUUGUAUGAAGUAGCUUCUUUUGUUCUUGUCCGUAUUCAUCCGUUUUAAAACGACGCGGUCUUUAGAGAAGGUUGACGUUAUGCUGAGGUUCCAGUUCCCUCAGGCAGAUGGAGGGAGAUGCCCCAGGGGACAGAGGCAUCUGUGGUCCCCUAUUUUCCAUGCUUUACUAGUUCCUCCUUCCCCUAGGGAAAAGUAGCCAUGAUCGCCCUGCCGUGUGCUAUGAAGAUGACUUCAUUGUGCUGUACCUCUUCACAUCAGACACUGUGGAUCGUAAAGAUUACCUCACUGUUACACUGUCAUUCACGUUUACCUCCAAACUCAUGCUAAUAAUUAGUUUAACCUCACCGCUCGGCUUAGAAAAGAUGCUUCUGCUGUCAAACCUUUAGGUCAACAUUUUAGUUUUUGUUAAUAUUCGGUCCAAAUAUUUUAUUAUUAUUAUUAUUGUAAACUAAAGAUAAGAUUAACCAAACAUGCUACAUUUCUUUCCUUUUGUUAUUGUCUUUUUGUAGUUCAGAAGGUUGUUCACCAUGAAUUCCUGGCCUUAAGACCAAAGUGUCUGCUUUACGUCCUGCUGAAUGAGAAGCUUUUUCAACCACUUUACUGGACUUUGGAUCAAAAUCUUUCUCCUAUAGUCCUGAACUUUGAACUACCUCAAUAUAUUGCCAUUUGCGUGCUGAUUCUGCAGGGCUCGUCUUUUCGUUUUGUUCCUUCAUCUUGGUCAGAACAUUCAAAUGCUUUUUUUUUAACCCAGAACGUAGUUUUUUUUUGUGUUGAAGUCCCGUGUUUUGUAUAGGUAGAGAACUGUGUUCACUGUAACAGACACGCACUGUUUUGAUAUUUCAAGUCAUUCUCUUGUUGAAGCCUCUGUGUGUGCAAUAUGUAAUCAUUAGUUUGUUACUUGUAUAUUUUUUUUUUUUUAUUUUGUACCACUACUUUUUUACAACGUAGAAUUAGUUUUUCAUUGGUUUGGUUUGUUUUAACACAUUAUUACUGCAUACAUGCAGUGAUUUAUUUUUCCACCAAGAAAAUGUUGCACAUUGCAACCAAUGUCUCCUGAAUCUCUAGACAUUUAGUAUAGAGAACAAUGAUUCUGCUCAUUCAGUGAUCUAAUGGGUUUAUUUAAAAGCCUGUAUUUGGGUAGGAAAAGAGGGGGAUAACAGGUGUAAAUUGGAUGAAACCGCAGAAAUAAAAUGGA